Molecule: messenger RNA, 504 nt
Organism: Lindgomyces ingoldianus
Lineage: Eukaryota; Fungi; Ascomycota; Dothideomycetes; Pleosporales; Lindgomycetaceae
Exons: 3
Coding region: 1-504 (167 amino acids)
Source: RefSeq, a predicted model, not a curated record
AUGGCCGGCAUAGGUAUGCUCGCGUCCGCGAUCAUCCGCUCUCUCCUGCUCGGUCUCGAUUCCCAUUUUAGCCCAGACAGCAUCGCGGAGAAGAACAAUCAUUGCUCGGGUCGUGGUUGGAAGUCCCAGCCGACCAACUCCCGCAUCGGAGACCUAACCCUCAACUUCCAAUCCUCGAAAUUCAAGACUUUCCCCUUCCCUGGCGAUCUUAUCAUCUACAAUUCCGUGUGGACCGAUUCUGCCUUUGAUACUGGCAUUGGCAUUAACAACUGCAUAAACUUCUCUAAAAAGGGGUCUAUCAUUGGUAAAGACUGUAAAGGCAACAAAGUCAUUACUACGGUGUGCAACGAAGGUUUCAUGGAUGGAUCGUAUGGUAUGAUUAAUCGCGAGAACAUUCAAGAGCACGGCUGGAUUUAUCUUAUGGCGUUUCCGGAACUGGGGGUUAAUCCGGGGUGUCCAGAUCCGGGGAAGAAGGCUAAGAAGGCACUGGAGUUCAGAGGGUGA